UGUCCGACACAUUUAUGAAUUUAAAUAGAAACUUUUUGAAUAUAUGAAUGAAAUGAUUAGCGAUUAGUUGCAUCGCAUUCGAUGUUAAUAAUUUCACAACAAAAUGUGGAACAGAAUGCUCACGAGAUUUUUUAGUACAAUUAUUAAAAAUCAGAGAGUGCAGAAAAAGAUCUAUAAGGAUUCGACACUAAGCGUAACUGCUGUUUUUAAAACAAGUAUGUGCACUGACAUUUUUGAUAUCAACCUUCUCUCUCCAGAAGAUAAAAAUAAAAUACUGCAAGUAAUAAAUAACAAAACCACAGAAGAUUUAUUACAAUAUUCCAUUACUAAGAAGCGUGCACAGAAAUUAGAAUCAUAUCGUGAAAAUAAUGGACCGUUUGAAUCAUUGGAUGAUUUAUUACAAGUAAAGGGUAUGAAAAACAGAUGGCUAUAUAAUUUUUACAAAUCAAUUAUAUAUGGCAAGAAAAGGAAAAAUCCUAAGAAGACUAUGUCAACCCUAAUUAUAACUCCACGAAGUAUUGGAAAUAAUCAUAAAAAUGUUAACACAGUCUUAGGCAUAUACGUAGGACAUGACAUCAUAAGUUGGUCAUUAUUAAAUCGCAAUUGUGAAGUAUUACAGUGGAGCUAUAAAUCUUUUCCACGAAAAGAAAAAAAAGAAAAUAUUCUUUCUUUACUUCAAACAACACUACCAAUUGCUAAAAAAUUACCGAAGGCCGAUCAGUAUAUAAUGCAAGAGAUCGGUAGUGGUGUGAAUCAUAUACAAAACAUUCGGUUUUAUCAAAAUUGUACACAACAGUCUUUAAUAGGCGCUAUCAUUUUGUCUCACCUGACGAUAGUUGAUAGUAAAUUUAAUGAUACCACAGAGUUUGUGGCAAAUAACAUCUAUAUACUUCGACAGCGUGUAUUACGGAAAAUCUAUGGACUUGUAAUAGACAACGAGACGAUUUCCACACAAUACAUGCUACAAAAGCUACUACAGGGAAACGAUGAAUUGAUAAAAACAAAGGAACCAAAAGUGUUAAUAAGAGCAGAAUUAAGAAACAUGUAUAACACACAAAGUUCUAUUUGUCAAGAACAGAUUGAUUGCUUACAGCGUACAUAAAGAACAUCUUUUUUAUACAUUGUUCAAUCUAUAUGGCAGAAAAAAGAAAGAGUAAUUCCGAAACUUUUUAAAUCAAUCCUAAAGAAAAUUAUAUUUGCAUCAUAAUCAAGGAAAGAAAUCAAAUGUUAUAAAACAGAAAAUUAACUACAAUUAUUUAGACAUACUGCUGUAAUAAAUGGAUUAAAAUUACAAGAGGAAAUUUGGCAAUUCUCGUAAUACGCAAAACAUUCAGCUUCAUUUUUCAUUUAAAAUAAUUUAUUUAUAGUGACGAGAAUCGAAAGUGCGUAAACGUGAGUUACCAAUAAUAAUAAAUACAAUAGACUUCUGUACAGGUCCAUUCAUUUAUUAUAUUCUCACUUUUUAUUAUGCUAUCUAUUUAUAGUAUACCAAGUGUAUAUUGUUGUUCGCUGCUCGAAUACAAACUCGCAUCCGGUUAUUUCAUAUAAGAUUGUACAACGUACCGGGGCGUUUGCCAGAAAAAUAGGAUCACCCGGACGAUAUUUUGCAGAACCACCGAAUGAGUAUACAACAGUAAGAGGCGAAGCCUCGCGAAUGGGACACGAGAAGUUUCCUGGCGAACUAAAUAUAUAUCCUUCUAUAGAAUUCUUCAUGCCGAGAUGAAAUCACGACGACUGUGAGAUACGGUGUUAUACGGGGAAAAUAUCAAAUGCCCCGCUACUUAAUCUCGGGCAGUGACGCUGUGUGACAAGCGUGUACGAAAUGUUAGCUGAUCAAGCAUAAAGGGAGACACAUCGAAUAUUUAUUUUCCACUGUAUGCAUCUGAGAUUUGACUUUGGAUUACAACCGCGCUUAGGCUCCAUCGCGAAAAUACGCACAUGAACUUCCGAGCUCAGUUUACGCGCGUCGAGUAUCGCGGAAAGGAUUUGGAAGCUGUUUAAAGGGAAUGUUGUGAUGAUAAAAGUGAAUACAAUAGCGAACUGCAAUGAUGACUAUAAAAACGCGAAGAUCAUAAUAUUAUGCAAUUUAGGAGGUCCGCUUUGUGUAAAUUGCUCUCUUUGUUCUGUUAAGCACAACCUUUAAAACAGCAUCCAAUUUUUUUACGACAACCUGUACGAGAAGAUAAGUAUAAUGAUAAUUACAUCAACUGUAUGCAUGAACAAUCUCAUUCGAUUAAUUUCAGUUUGUCAAUAUGGCUGUGCAUGUCAGUAUUAGUAUAUAUUAUUGAACAUAUAUAGAUAUGCUAUUGAGAAUCUGUUCUCCACUUUUAUAUCGAGCAGAGAAAUAUUUAGAAAAUAUAAACUAUUAAAUAUUUAACAAGAAAGAAUUUGGCAUGAUAAUUAAUAAUUAAUUAAAUCAGGAUCAUUUUUUAAGAAGAUUCGAAUCUUUUAGUUUCAACGAACGUUAUAUGAAAAUAUAUCUAAAGACAUUAUUUGCUACAAACCGUCAAAUAAAAUAUAUAAUUCAACGAGAAACAUAAUUAGCUACUAGAUAUCGCUGAGAUACAAGCACACAAAGGCGAGUUUUCUGAUUUUCAAUUAUCGAUUGGGCUAGCUUGAGCUAUAUAAUGUAAGCAUAAUUGUAUUACAUCAUAAAUAUUACAACACUGCGUCUGCGACGAGAUUUGUUUUCUGUAUAAAUGAAGUUAUAUAUAUUAUCGGAAAAAUAAAAUGAAACUAGACGACAUGUGACGCGCGUCUUACAAAUUUAUAUUA
Acromyrmex echinatior (Panamanian leafcutter ant) is the source of this 2775-nucleotide messenger RNA. Its product is annotated as transcription elongation factor, mitochondrial. Gene Ontology annotation, cellular component: mitochondrial nucleoid. Gene Ontology annotation, molecular function: DNA polymerase processivity factor activity. Lineage: Eukaryota; Metazoa; Arthropoda; Insecta; Hymenoptera; Formicidae. Gene Ontology annotation, biological process: transcription elongation by mitochondrial RNA polymerase; mitochondrial transcription. The record is from RefSeq and is a predicted model, not a curated record.